Messenger RNA from Aplosporella prunicola CBS 121167, 312 nucleotides. RefSeq lists its product as uncharacterized. The coding region runs from base 1 to 312 and encodes 103 amino acids. The record is from RefSeq and is a predicted model, not a curated record. Lineage: Eukaryota; Fungi; Ascomycota; Dothideomycetes; Botryosphaeriales; Aplosporellaceae. The transcript is spliced from 2 exons.
AUGGCAAGCAGACUCCCCGCUGAAAUCUUGCACUUUGCAGUCCGCGCCACCCAGCUCGAGAAGGCGAACCCGCAGCUCAUGUGCUCUGCAGGUGAACACUACAUAGCUAACUGGAUAAUCGGCAAAGGACUGCACAUCAUCGAUAAGAAUUGCAUGGGCUACAUUGCUACCCUAAUAGACAAACUCGAGCAGAUCAAAACCAAGAUCCAGCGCUCGGAUAACAACGCCAUACCUGACGACGUCGCGCUACGCGCGCUAGGUACAUUCCUGAGGGCAGAUAUUAUUAUACGGACAAACAAGGUUCCGGCGUGA